Molecule: messenger RNA, 978 nt
Organism: Phytophthora infestans T30-4
Lineage: Eukaryota; Oomycota; Peronosporomycetes; Peronosporales; Peronosporaceae
Product: sideroflexin-1-like protein
Exons: 1
Coding region: 1-978 (325 amino acids)
Biological process (GO): serine import into mitochondrion; monoatomic ion transport
Cellular component (GO): mitochondrial inner membrane
Molecular function (GO): monoatomic ion transmembrane transporter activity
Source: RefSeq, a predicted model, not a curated record
AUGUCUUCCAACGUUGUGAACCUGGACGCGCCCCGCUGGGACCAAAGCACAUACACUGGCCGUGCCAAGCACUUCUUCGCCACUACCAACCCACUUAACGUGCUGGCCAGUGAUGCCGAGCUGGACGCUGCCAAGCAGCUCGUGGAGGAGUACAAGGCUGGUCAGCACCCCAACCUGAGCGAGGACGAGAUCUGGAAUGCCAAGCAGCUCGUAGACAGCGCCUUCCACCCGGACACGGGCGAGAAGAAUUUUCUGGCUGGUCGUAUGGCCUUUCAGGUGCCCGGAAACAUGAUUAUCACGGGUUGCAUGAUGACUUUCUACCGCUCCACGCCCGCUGUCAUUUUCUGGCAGUUUAUGAACCAAACUUUUAACUCCAUCGUCAACUACACGAACCGUAAUGCCAGUACGGGUGUGAGCCAGGAGCAGCUGCUGCAGGCUUAUGUAGCCGCCAGUACGGCCUCGGUGGCCACGGCUCUGGGACUCAACAAGUUUGUGGCGAAGCGUCCGAAGCUCAGCAACGGCAUCGUCGGCCGUCUCGUGCCCCUCGUGGCUGUGGCAGCCGCUAACUGCGUCAACAUUCCGCUCAUGCGUCAGCGUGAGUUGCUCGGCGGUAUUGAAGUGGAGACCGACGACGGAGAGAAGAUCGGCAAGAGCAAACGCGCUGCCGUCGAGGCUGUGGCUCAGGUCGUGCCCUCGCGUAUCCUCAUGGCUGUACCGGGCAUGUUCUUCCCGCCUCUCAUCAUGAACAAGUUGGAGCAGCGUCCGCUGUUCCGUAACAACAAGGCAGUCAACGCCCUAACAAUGGUGGGACUCACCGGUGUGUGUCUGAGCUUCUCGACUCCGCUCUGCUGCGCUCUGUUCCCGCAGCGGAGCUCCAUGACCGUGUCGUCACUUGAGCCUGAGCUGCAGGAGACGAUCCGUCAGCGCACGUUCAAGAAGGACCCGGUGACGCACGUCUUCUACAACAAGGGCCUCUAA